Messenger RNA from Leptopilina heterotoma, 557 nucleotides. RefSeq names its product protein Diedel-like. Bases 131 to 496 code for a protein of 121 amino acids. The record is from RefSeq and is a predicted model, not a curated record. The transcript has a single exon. NCBI's taxonomy places the organism in Eukaryota, Metazoa, Arthropoda, Insecta, Hymenoptera, Figitidae.
CAAAAAAAAAGUGAAUAAGUAAAAAAAAAAGAAAUAAAUAAAUUUCUUAAAAAAGAGAAAUAAAUAAAUUUUUCUAAAAAAAAAGAAAUAAAUAUAAAAUUAAUACAAAUUGUAAAAAGAAGAAAAAAAAAUGUUGAAACUGUGCAGUGUACUGUUUGUUUUAAUAACACUUUCAUUAUCAUCGCAUCGAGCCAAUGGGAAUUGUUGUACAAAAACAAAUUUAAGAUUUCGCAUAAAUGGAACUCAAACAUGUGAAAAUUUCCAAGAAGCUUCAAAAAUGCUUUAUCAAAAAGGUUUCGCCCUUGUGGAAAAUGAUCCGCAUUAUUGUAGCACUUGGGUGUGUGGCGACGGCAAACCUCCACUAUUGGAUGGAUAUUAUUGUGGCAAAGGCUCAUGCAAUAUGUUUGGUUGUAAUUGUGACGGUGGUUGUAUCAAAGGAUCAGCACAUAAGUCCUUUCAAAAAUUAUACGGCGAUAAAGUAUACGAUGUAAAAUAAUGAAUACCAUUAUAAAAGAAAUUUCUCUACUUUAAUUAAAACCUAUACUAAUUUACUACUA